AUGUUUCUCGCGAGCAGUGCGGUCAAUGUCCUUGCUCUUGUGCCGUCGCCAACGCCGCAAGGUAAUGCUUGCCCAGCAUCCUAUUGCUCUGUGGAGUCGCAGUUCCAUCCCAUCAUCCUCCAGGGGAUAACAUGUGACGACUGGACAAUGGGCGGCAACGUUCCUGAUUGGGCUGCACAACAAUCCGGGUGGUUUCCUGUGAUCAACACGACUAGCAUAGAGAUGCUUGCGCGCUACGCAUCCAACCGGCCGCAGUCGCCGCAGUGGGAUAAAGGACAUGACCUGAUCGACGCGCUGGAUAGAGUGGAGCGCCUUAGUAAGGACUCGUUGUUAUCCUGGAAUGGUAUCCUCUAUGCAGCGCUGACGGAAUUCUGGCGUACUUACCGGAUACCGCUGGCUGUGCGUGUUGGUGAACUUGUGGAAAAUCGGAGAGACUCGCUACUGACCUCGUCUGAGGCUCUAGAGAUGAGCGAAUACUUGUAUUUCCAGGGAAUGGGCUCAUCCUAUGUUCCAUGGAUGAAUGAGACAGACCACAAGUUCGUCACGGUUACCAAUACAAACAACGGCGGUGUCAAGAAGCUCCCCAGUGGCUUGGAUGGCCAAACAUACGGCAAUGGCUUUCGGGAUAUGCCGCCACUGUACUCAACGACACACUUGCGUCACAAUCGCCCUAUUGAUUUGCGGACUCACUCUUCCACUAGCCAACCAGUGUCUCGUUCGUUAGCAAGACCCGAACAUCCAGCUCUCUCAGCGAAGGGAACUUCGAACGAGCCAACGAUCAUUCUGAAAGACUCUGGAUCUUGA
Messenger RNA from Microdochium trichocladiopsis, 804 nucleotides. RefSeq lists its product as uncharacterized. The record is from RefSeq and is a predicted model, not a curated record. Lineage: Eukaryota; Fungi; Ascomycota; Sordariomycetes; Xylariales; Microdochiaceae. Bases 1 to 804 code for a protein of 267 amino acids. The transcript is spliced from 3 exons.